AUGAGUGGCGGUGACGGGAAUAUCACGGAAGAAAAGCCGAGUGAUGCUGAUAGUGGUGAUAAAAUGAGUGGCGGUGACGGGAAUAUCACGGAAGAAAAGCCGAGUGAUGCUGAUAGUGGUGGUAAUACAAAUGAAAAUUCCGAUGAGAGCGAAAGCAGCGACGAAGAAGUAAAGGUUGAAUUGAUGGUAAAUGCACGUGCCAGACGUUCAACGGCUGGGAACAAGAUGUCCGCUUUGAUUGAAUCAACUACCCAGGAGGACGAGUUCUACAAAAGCGCUUACGGAGGAGGAUUCAAUGAGGAUGAUACGGACGACGUGUUUGAAUCUCCAGUGCAUUCGGAUGUGGACGAAGUUGAUUCAGAUUUUGAUAAACCAGAAGAAGAAGAUGAACCUGUUAGUGGUGAUGAGAACGAGGAAAAGCGAUCGAGACGUAAAGGCGUCAAAGGCUAUAAGGACCCUUCACGAGGUUCUCGUGCCGAUUCUUCUAAAAAUAAGGCAUGGGCAAUGGCAAGAAUGGCAGGUAAAGUAGUUGCUGCCAAUUCUGUGGACGCGAAAACUCAGGCAGCUCGAUUGAAAGAAGCUGAACAGACGGAAAAAGCGAACAUCGAGUCGCUCAGAAAAUAUGAGCAAUUCGAAUUGGAACGAAAGAAGAAGCGCGAACAUGCACAAACAAAGAGACGAGUACCGCCGCCGUACAUUUCCAUCAAGGACACCAUUAAAGAGACGACGGUUGUCGUUCCUGACAUC
This is a messenger RNA of Ostertagia ostertagi, 747 nucleotides long. Lineage: Eukaryota; Metazoa; Nematoda; Chromadorea; Rhabditida; Trichostrongylidae. The record is from the annotation of a GenBank genome assembly.